Chaetura pelagica (chimney swift) is the source of this 994-nucleotide messenger RNA. Its product is annotated as transmembrane protein 68-like. The coding region runs from base 44 to 994 and encodes 316 amino acids. Gene Ontology annotation, cellular component: membrane. The transcript is spliced from 6 exons. Gene Ontology annotation, molecular function: acyltransferase activity. The record is from RefSeq and is a predicted model, not a curated record. Lineage: Eukaryota; Metazoa; Chordata; Aves; Apodiformes; Apodidae.
CGUGAUAGGCAGAAGAGAAUCCUGUGCUUCAGGACAGAUACCGAUGACCAUCCUAAGCUGCUUUGCCUACUUACUGGAAGAACAGACUGUUGUGGAAUACCUGAAGAAAUACCUUUUUCAUGUGAUCAUUGUCUUGCUGACAAUUGCUGCAAUAUUAGUUUUUUUUAUAGUUCCUUUAACAAUCCUCUUUUUCCUUUACCUUGCUAAUAUUUUUCUUUUAAUAUACCAGAGGAACAGUCAGGUAAAAGCAGAUCCCUUGAAUGAAGUCUGGGAUCGUGCAAGGAAAAGUAUAGCAAGCUUUUGGGAUAUAUAUGCAAGAAUCUGGCAUGGUUAUGAGCUUCAUGGUGUGGAAAACCUACCAGAAGGUCCAGGCAUCCUUGUGUAUUACCAUGGAGCGAUUCCUAUAGACUACCUUUACUUUUUGUCUAGGCUGUUUCUCUGGAAAAAAAGACUCUGUUUGUCAGUAGCUGAUCAUUUUGUCUUUCGCUUACCAGGACUUCAAUUAUUACUGGAAGUGUCGGGUGUUAUGCCAGGUACAAGGGAAGAGUGUCUCAUGGCACUGAAGAAUGGACACCUGGUGUCCAUCUCACCAGGUGGAGUAAGAGAAGCACUAUUCAGUGACGAAAGUUAUCAGCUAAUGUGGGGGAAUCGAAAAGGCUUUGCACAGCUUGCUCUAGAGGCAAAAGUACCCAUCAUUCCAAUGUAUACUCAAAAUAUCCGAGAAGGAUAUAGGAUGUUUAAAGAAAGAAAACUCUUUAGACAGCUGUAUGAAAGCACUCGAUUGCCGUUUACUCCUCCGUACGGAGGACUCCCAGUUAAAUUCCGCACGUACAUUGGGGAGCCAAUCCCUUACGAUCCAAAUGUAACUACAGAGGAGUUAGCUGAAAAGACAAAGACUGCUGUCCAAGCUCUCAUAAGCAAGCACCAAACAAUCCCAGGCAGCAUAUGGAAGGCUUUACUGGAGCGAUUUGAUAAACGUUCUAAAAGUGAUUAA